Molecule: messenger RNA, 807 nt
Organism: Dipodomys ordii (Ord's kangaroo rat)
Lineage: Eukaryota; Metazoa; Chordata; Mammalia; Rodentia; Heteromyidae
Product: 3-beta-hydroxysteroid-Delta(8),Delta(7)-isomerase-like
Exons: 1
Coding region: 115-807 (230 amino acids)
Biological process (GO): cholesterol biosynthetic process
Cellular component (GO): endoplasmic reticulum; membrane
Molecular function (GO): cholestenol delta-isomerase activity; steroid Delta-isomerase activity; C-8 sterol isomerase activity
Source: RefSeq, a predicted model, not a curated record
AGUCGGAAGCCUGAGAGGAAAGAUGCAGCUACCACACUGCUCAGGUAUUUCUGUUCCCUUUUUCUUUUCCCUGAUCGUCACUCGAAGUUACUCAGCCAGCCAGCCCAUAGAAACAUGACCACCAACAAAAGUCCCUUGCAUCCCUACUGGCCUCGGAACCUGAAGCUUGACAACUUUGUGCCUAAUGACAUUCCCACCUGGCAUAUCCUAGCUGGCCUGUUCUCUGUCUCUGGAGCCCUAGUUUUGACCACAUGGCUGUUAUCCAAUCGUACUUCAGUUGCCCCACUGGGAACUUGGCGGAAACUGUCCUUGUGCUGGUUUGCAGUAUGUGCAUUCAUUCACUUGGUGAUUGAGGGGUGGUUCAGUUUCUACAACAAGACUCUUCUUAGAGACCAAGACUUUUUAUCCCAACUCUGGAAAGAGUAUUCCAAGGGAGACAGCUGUUACAUCAUUUGGGACAACUUUAUCAUUUGUAUGGAGACCAUCACAGCUAGCAUGUGGGGACCACUCAGCCUGUGGGUAGUGAUUGCCUUUUUCCGCCAACAACCAGUUUGUUAUGUUCUACAGCUCGUGGUUUCUCUGGGCCAGAUCUAUGGAGAUGUUCUGUACUUCCUGACGGAGUAUGGAGAUGAAUUCCAGCAUUCGGAGAUGGGCCACCCAGUCUAUUUCUGGUUUUAUUUUGUCUUCAUGAAUAGCUUAUGGCUGGUGAUACCUAGAAUCCUCUUGCUCGAUUUUGUGAAGCAGCUUACUCAUGCUCAGAGUAUGUUGGACUCCAGAGUAACAAAAGCCAAGAGGAAGUUAAACUAA